Molecule: messenger RNA, 4735 nt
Organism: Haplochromis burtoni (Burton's mouthbrooder)
Lineage: Eukaryota; Metazoa; Chordata; Actinopteri; Cichliformes; Cichlidae
Gene: cep78
Product: centrosomal protein 78
Exons: 16
Coding region: 809-3187 (792 amino acids)
Cellular component (GO): centrosome
Molecular function (GO): protein binding
Source: RefSeq, a predicted model, not a curated record
UUCAAAAUCUCAUAAAGGUAGUGCUAAAGCAGUCAACAAAUUGACCAAAAAGGAAAUGAUUACAUAGAAGACUGUUUCACUGAAUUCACUUCUUAGAAUGACAUAAUUGAAGGUUGUGGCUGUUCCUCCCAAACAGGAUAUGGAGAGUGGCUGUGUGUUCCUUUAAGUAGAAUUGGAGCAUCCACAGUUUAACUAUAACGCACUAAGUACCGCAGCAAUUUCCUAAUGUUGUAAACCUGCUCAACAUUUGGCAAUAAAACCCUUUCUGAUUUCUGAUUUCUAAAUGGCAGAAAGAAACUUUUAACAUCACAUUCAUUCAACUAGGAGUGGUUGAUUCACCAGAAUAGGGAUAUCUAUAUCAGUGCAUUUAAAUCCAAAUCCAUUUUUGCACAAAUUUGCUUAGCCAAAACGGUUAUUGUACACAUUUAUUUCCUAAAAUUUAGGCCCAGUGGGGAAUGCAGAUUAACUUCUUUGAUUUCUUUGUUCUUUGGUUUGUCAUCUGUUUUACAACUGGAUAGUUUAUUAUGUACUCAAGCUUCUCUAAAUAGGUUAUGACCGUACAGUCAUUGGCUGUGACUCCCUGUGAUAUGUUUUACCGCUCCGCUUUGAUAGAUGGCAGCAGAUCUCUGGCUAGAGCUGCAAAUGGUACACUGAGGAAGAAGUGGGCGUGGGUUUGCUGGCACUACAGCGCCACUUUUGAGCGGUCGUUUAUGUUGUCAACAAUAACAGACCGCUGAAGUUGUCAAGCAACGUCGAGGAAAAGUCAUACAUCAGUCCCGCGACGGUAUAGUCUUUAGUUGGAUCAAAGAUGGCCCCGGACAGCGCUCAGAUUCGGCGGCAGGGUGCUCAGGACUUUAUGGCUUACUAUGAGUUUGCCUGUGCCAGGCAGGAAUCUGUCCCCCUUCCUGCAGUUAAAAUGAACCUCAACAAAGGGAUGCUGGACUUUAAUGGAGACAAGCUGAAGCUAACAGACUGGCCACCAGUUCUCAGCUCUAUAUCCAUUAACAAACACCUGCACCACAUAGCAAUAAGUAGCACAUACCAAGCUAGUUUGGCUUCUGGAGAGGCAGAUAGAAGAUAUCUUAAGUCUAGCUUCAGGAGGAAGAUUCCAGCUAUUCGCUCCAAGGAUAUGACAUUAAAGCUGUGCAAGGCCCUCAGAGAGUGCCUCACUGUCUCUCCCAACCUCAAGACGCUGCAGCUCAAUGGACUUCCACUGAGAGAAAGGGACCUCAUCACCCUGACAAAGGGUUUUGCAAAAAGCACUUCUUUGGAAAACCUAUCUCUGGUUAACUGUCCAAUCAGUGAUGAGGGCUUAGAGGUCAUUUGCCAAAGCGUUAAGUAUUCUGCUAACAUCAGGGCAGUGGAUUUUAGUGGAUGCAGUCUUACCUGGAGGGGGGCAGAGCACAUGGCCAAUAUUAUCAAGCAUCAGGGUAUGCAAAGACAUGGUACGGCGUGGGCGGAGUCUCUGAGGUAUCGACAGCCGCAGUUUGAGGGUAUGGGAGGUCUUCGCCGUGUCACACUUAACUGUAACACUUUAAUUGGGGACCGGGGUGCUGCGGCUCUUGCGAGUGAACUUGCUGAAGACCUCUGGGUUAAAGCUGUGGACCUGCAAAGAUGUGGUCUUUCCAACGAAGGCGCUCGUCGUUUGCUAGAAGCCUUGAAAACGAAUUCUUCUUUGUGUGUGCUGGAUAUCCGUGGUAACCCGUUAGUUGAUAAACUCCUAAUUAAAACUAUAAUAGAGAAAGUACUAAUGAAUGGUCAUGGACAGUCACCAGAGUAUUGCUGGAUCAAGCCUGCAGCGUCAGAACCACAGAGAGCUUCUGGUCCAAGGAGGAGAGCAUUACCCAGUACAGUCAGAGGGAAAGCUGCAUUUAGAAUAGCCACUCAUAAAGGACCAUCUCCUGGUGGACGGAGUUCAGCUGCUGCUCUGAAACCUAAGCCAUCACGCACCCCCCAUGUGCCUUGGCGUGCUGCUGCACGAGCUGGACGCCAAAGAGGUUUGCCUCCUGGAAUUACUGUAACAGACCAUAGCUUUCAGGGUGCAGCCACAGUGAAAGUUACCAUGGAGUCUGAUUCAGAGGCAGAGGAGGAUGAUGAAGAGGAAGUGGUGGAAGUGGAACCGAGACCAUCUUCUCUUAAUCGUCAGGACAGAUUCAUUUCGCGGAGGUUUGAACAAAUACAGAUGGAGCUAAACGAGUGCCGUAUGAGGCUCGGAGAAGAGCGGAGGGCCAGACUGAAGGCUGAGUCCAGGCUCAUGGAGUAUGAGCUGGAGAAUGCUCGCCUUCGAGAUGCCAAUCACUCCCUGUCAGAGGCACUUGCUGCCAGUGGCUCUGCAUUAGCACCACCGGCUUCCAGUGCUCUUGAAGAUGAGGCAAUUCUGGAGAGCAUUGAGACAUCAUUCACUAAGUUUCACGCUUUCCUGGAUUUGCUCAAAGAUGCUGGCUUAGGUCAGCUAGCUUCAAUGGCUGGAAUUGACAAGUCAGAUUUCCACCCUCUGGGAAGACCUCAGCUUUCCUCCACAAUAGAACCACUUUUGCAUGGUGCGGCAUCACCGCCUGGAGGGCGUUACAGGAUCGAUGCUCUGUCUUUGGUAGGAGGUGCCCCAUCUGCCUACCCCGUUGGAUUGUCUGACACCAGAUUGCACAAGUCUCCAUCCCCUACUAGAGCAGCCCUUCAUAAAGAAAGGUCACUUGAUGUAACUUUCACUCAGGCUUCUGCACCAGCAGCAAGUGGUGUAGUGGAUGUAGAAGAGGAAGCAAAUCAUUUUUCAAAGCCUGACACCCAGCACGACUCGGGCUCUGAACACAGUUUUUAUAGCCAAAAGUCCUUUGAUAAUAUUUCCUUUGGUAAAACUUCCCAGACUCGGCCAAGCCACCCCACGAGCAACAGCAACUCUCACAGAAACAACAGUUCCCAUGGAUACAGCUUCAGCAACAGCUACACUUACAACCGUGCUUCUCAUAGCAAUGGAUCUCGAGGUGGUUCGUCUGCAAGUGUUAGUGACAUUUUAAGUGACAAAGAGUCUGUAGGAUCAGUAGGGUCAAGGAACAGGGGAAAUGGAAGGCUGGUGACAGUAGGUCAGUCAGGAUCAGAAGGGUCAGAGAGGAAAGCCCCUUCUACGAGAGGCGCUCUAGAGCAGGUCAGAUCUCUGGAGAGUCUGGGGGUUCAGUCAGAUAAUGAAUCGUAACUAGGCGACCAUAAACUUUCUCCCUGUGUGUCAGUGCCUUUUCUUCUAUGUUUAGAUAUUCGCUGAGUUUAAAUUGUAGAUUUUUUUUUGUCACCUUUAUAAAUGUUUUGUUCUUUUUUUCUUUUUUUGCAUUUUCAGUCCAAAUCAUUUCAGUUUAGGGAAACAAAAUGUUUUUUGCAUGUAAAACCAAAAUAAAUAAGUGAUUUAAAAAAUUAGCCUUAUAUUAUUGUUUUUACAUUUUAGAUUUACAUUUACAUUCUUAUUGAAGUUUUUCAUAAAGUGCAGGGAAUCUGCAGUAGAACAGUUUCAUUCAGUGCGACAUUCUCAAAUCUGUAACUCUGUUUCUUCGAGUAUAAUCCUGAUUCUUGUAGCAAUCAAUCAAAUACUAGAAAGUUUACAAUUUCAAGACAUUGCAUGGGAGCUUAAAGCAAAGUGUCAUUCCUUGUUUCACAUGUGCUCUUACUUAUUUGUAGCUUUGGACAUUAAAGUUAUUUUUUUAAAUGACAGAUUUUUUAUAUUUAGAGGGGUUUUUUUUAAGGCUCUAUGAUAUAUAAUGGCACAAUUUAAUGUUCCUGUUAUUUUACUUUAAAUUUAGUUUAUAAUAAACUAUUUUGCAAUUUUACACCUAAUAAAGUGUUCUUAUCUUUAUUCUAAACUUGACAUUUAACAUUGUCAACAUGUGCUCAUACAUAAAAUGUUUGUUCAUCAUGUGCAAUGCAGAAAACUAAUAUUAAUAUUUAAUGACUUAGAGUUAGUGUGAUCUUCUAUCUGAUAUGAACCACAAGAACAGCUGCCUACUGAGUAAUGCAACCUUAACAUAACUUUUAUUCUCAUUGUCAGGAACCAUCUUUUUGAUAGGUUAUUUUUCAAAAUCCAACUUAAAGUGUCACAAGGGUAAGAAAAUUAAACAAAUCCCUGCUGGGAAAACAACUAAAGUACUUUUGAAAUAUUUUUUGUGUGAAUAUUUAAACUCCAGUUUUUGUUUUUGUUUUUUUUGGAGUCCUGACUCACUGUGAGCAAAGCGCGACUUUUGUGGGUCUGUAUUUUUUAGCUUGUGUAUUCGUUUGCCCCUGAUGUCACCCUGGCCUCUGUACUAUGUUCCUUCUGUUCCCUGUCAGAGUUAUCUGUAUUCUGUCUGUGGAUUUCCUGUUUUAUUUUGAAGGUUCAGAUCUUAUAUCAGUGUUUCUAGUUUCGCAUCCUCUGUCUCGUUAAGUCUAAUUUCUCCGGGAUGUUCCCACCUGUUCCUCGCUCCCUCGUGUUCCUGCCUGUGUACUUGUCCUGCAGUGUUCAGCGUCCCGUCGUACUCUCAGAUUGUGCCUGUGUGUUUCCGUUCUCAGCGUUCAUUGUUCAGUUCAUGUUUUGUUCAUCGCCAGCAAUAAAGCUGUAGUUCAGUUGCAAUUCAGUCUUCUCGAGUCCUGCAUUUGGAUCCUCACCUCCGCACGCCCGCACACAGAGUUCUGACACAUUAUCCUAACACGUAAGCACCAAACGUCAACCGAAAACAGAACCGAUCUCUGGAGAGGUGACAGAUUGUGCGUAAAGCUUCCA